UUGCGCCAGCGCGGACUCAUUCAGCAUCCAGCAGCCGGCGCAACAUCUCGCGGCGCCUUCAUCACACUUUCUCUGGGACGAUUCUGAUUAUUUAGAAAACAAUAAUAAAUUAAUAAUGGCUUUGAGAGGAACUCUAUUCCGUCUUCUCAGAUCUAAACUCGGCCACACGUGCCAACAAAGCAGAGCACAAUCCGUGGCUGUGCUGGGAGCUCCGUUUUCAAGAGGACAGAAAAGAAGAGGUGUGGAGCACGGGCCUAAAGCCAUCAGAGAUGCGGGGCUCAUCGACAGGCUCUCCGGGUUAGACUACUCUGUCCACGACUUUGGCGACCUCAACUUCCACCACCUGGAGAAGGACGAGCCCUACAUGGACGUGAAGUUCCCUCGCUCUGUGGGCGGAGCCAACAAGAUGCUGUCCGGCGCCGUGAGCAGAGCAGUCGGCGCCGGACACACCCUCGUCAUGCUGGGAGGUGAUCACAGCCUUGCUAUUGGAUCAGUGGGAGGCCACGCCCAGCAGUGUCCUGACCUGUGUCUCAUCUGGGUGGACGCUCAUGCAGAUAUAAACACGCCCAUGUCUUCUCCAUCAGGAAACCUCCACGGCCAGCCCGUGGCGUUCAUGCUCAAAGAGCUGCAAGACAAGAUGCCAGAUAUCCCCGGCUUCUCCUGGGCCAAGCCCUUCCUGUCCUCGAGUGACCUGGUGUACAUCGGCCUGCGGGACGUCGACCCCGGAGAGCACCACAUCCUGAAGACCCUGGGCAUCCAGUACUUCACCAUGAGGGACAUCGACAGACUCGGCAUCCAGAGAGUCAUGGAGGUCACGCUGGACCAUCUUCUGUCGAGAAAACAGCGACCGAUCCACUUGAGCUUCGACAUCGACGCAUUCGACCCGUCUCUGGCUCCGGCUACAGGAACGCCGGUGAACGGCGGUUUGACCUACAGGGAGGGAAUCUACAUCACAGAGGAAAUCCAUAACACAGGUCUGCUGUCGGCCAUGGACCUGGUGGAAGUAAACCCGGGGCUCGGGGCUAACCGCGAAGCCGUGGAGGCCACCGCCUCUUUAGCGGUGGACGUCAUCGCAUCGUCUCUGGGUCAGACGAGAGAAGGCACCCCCGUGUCCAUCGAUGAGAUCCCGUCUGUGAAGGACGACACGGAGCAGCUGCGUCUCUGAGCGCGCGACGCCACGCUUUGAACUUUAUCAGCAUUCCACGACCUGCACGCGAGACUGGAUCUGAAAGUAGCUGAAAGGUUUUGUUCUCAUCUCUUUAGUGUCUCAUGAACUAUUGUCUGAACUCCUCACCCGAGCGACUGAAAGUUAACUUCGUCCCGAUGAUGGAAAUGCUUUGGAUUUAAAGCGGUAAUACGAACUUAUUUUGGUAAUAAGAUGCUGCAUAUUUAUAACGCGUUGUUUGGAGGACUCCCAACGUUUAGUGGCUGAGCCAGUUACUAAACAUAAUGAUGUGUUUGCACUUUUGGACCAGCUGUGGUUACUGUUUUCUUUAGUUACUUUUGUAUUUUCACAAUACUUAUACUAGGGUUUAGUGUGUAUUAAUAUUUACUGACUACAUGCUGGCUAUUAAUCUUGAAAAGAUGCUCGACUUGAUGUUGCCACUAAACGACUGUUGUCCCUGUAACAGAGUUUAUAUUUUGGUCUUCCAUAAAUGUGAUUUACAUUUUU
Molecule: messenger RNA, 1672 nt
Organism: Cottoperca gobio
Lineage: Eukaryota; Metazoa; Chordata; Actinopteri; Perciformes; Bovichtidae
Gene: arg2
Product: arginase 2
Exons: 8
Coding region: 116-1165 (349 amino acids)
Cellular component (GO): cytoplasm; mitochondrion
Molecular function (GO): manganese ion binding; arginase activity
Source: RefSeq, a predicted model, not a curated record